Messenger RNA from Pimephales promelas (fathead minnow), 1041 nucleotides. RefSeq names its product DExD-box helicase 39Aa (gene ddx39aa). Gene Ontology annotation, molecular function: ATP binding; RNA helicase activity; nucleic acid binding. Lineage: Eukaryota; Metazoa; Chordata; Actinopteri; Cypriniformes; Leuciscidae. The record is from RefSeq and is a predicted model, not a curated record.
AUGGACAUCCUGUGCCAGGCAAAGUCUGGUAUGGGAAAAACUGCUGUGUUUGUGCUUGCCACACUCCAACAGAUCGAGCCAGUGGAUGGGCAGGUUUCUGUGUUGGUUAUGUGCCACACACGUGAACUGGCCUUCCAAAUCAGUAAAGAGUACGAGCGCUUCUCCAAGUACAUGUCCAACGUUAAGUGUGCCGUUUUCUUUGGCGGCUUGUCCAUUAAAAACGACGAGGACGUGUUGAAAAAGAGCUGCCCUCACAUCGUGGUGGGAACACCAGGGAGGAUCCUUGCCCUCAUUCGCAACAAGACCUUGAACCUCAAAAAUGUCAAACACUUUGUUUUGGAUGAAUGUGACAAGAUGCUGGAGCAGCUGGAUAUGAGACGGGAUGUCCAGGAUAUCUUCAGACUGACACCUCACGAGAAGCAGUGCAUGAUGUUCAGCGCCACAUUAAGCAAAGAGAUCAGACCAGUCUGUCGCAAAUUCAUGCAAGACCCAAUGGAGGUCUUUGUUGAUGAUGAGACUAAGCUUACGCUCCAUGGUCUUCAGCAAUACUAUGCCAAACUGAAAGACAGCGAAAAGAACCGCAAACUGUUUGACCUUCUUGACGUUCUUGAGUUCAACCAGGUGGUGAUAUUUGUCAAGUCAGUUCAACGCUGCGUGGCUCUGUCUCAGCUGCUGGUGGAACAGAAUUUUCCAGCCAUUGCGAUCCACAGGGGAAUGGCACAGGAAGAAAGAUUGUCUCGGUAUCAACAGUUUAAAGAUUUUCAACGGCGGAUCCUGGUGGCUACGAAUCUGUUUGGCCGUGGGAUGGAUAUUGAGCGUGUUAAUAUAGUUUUCAACUAUGACAUGCCUGAGGACUCCGACACAUACCUACACAGGGUUGCUCGCGCUGGAAGGUUUGGCACAAAAGGAUUGGCUGUCACCUUUGUAUCAGAUGAGACUGAUGCAAAGAUCCUGAAUGAUGUGCAGGACCGUUUUGAAGUCAACGUAGCGGAGUUGCCUGAGGAAAUCGACAUCUCCACCUACAUUGAGCAGUCCAGAUGA